GCCCGAGCAGCAGUGCGUGCCCGUCCCAGCAUCUCACCAGCCACUGCUCCGGCAGAGCCAGGCGAAGGUGAGGAUCCCUCGGGAAGCAAUCUGGGCCAUCCACUUCUGUCACACCUGGCCAGGGCAUGAUGCGCAAUGCCAGGGGCCCUUUCUGCUGCAGGGCUGUUCAGUGAGCACAGCACGUUUCUUGCAGGCUGGUGCAGAGCAGCAGCCACCACCUCUUGCCUCCUCCUGCAGCGAAGGUGGCGUUGGCCACUCGGCUGGUGAGUUUGGGGAAAACAAGAGCAGGACGGCCCUUCUCUCCUCCUCUCCCAGACAGACACUCGUGCUGCACUGGGGCUGCUGCUCCCUUUUCCGCAGGGCACGUCCGUACCACGGCUCUGCAGCAGGAAAGACCUGAGCCCCCGGGGUCGUGUACUCCCAAAUCAUGCUGUUCCCCUGCACGCGAUGGUGGGGGAAGAGCACUGAGAUUGUCAAGGAGAGCUUGCCUGGCAUUUCUUCUCCACAGCUCUUUGCUCUCUUCUCCUUGGAACCAGGUGGCUCCAGCAGGAGGAGGAGGUGGCUGCCCUGGCCCUUCGCACGGGGAAGGACCUCAGAUGCUGCAGAGGCUGCCGAACCAUCAGGCUCUGGCCGCACGGGGGUUCUGUUUGGCCGGCCCCUGGCAGCUCUCUGCAGCCAGAACGGCUUGCUGCCCCAGCCCAUCCAGGACCUGCUGGCUCUCCUGCAGGAGCACGGACCAUCCACCGAGGGGAUCUUCCGGCUGGCGGCCGGCGAGCGCGCCUCCCGAGAGCUGCGGGAGGCCCUGGACAGCGGCGCCCAGGUGCAGCUCGAAAGCCAGCCGGUGCACCUCCUGGCCGCCAUCCUGAAGGAGUUCCUGCGCAAGAUCCCCUCCAAGCUCCUGCAGGCAGAGCUGUACCAGGACUGGAUGAGCGCCCUGCACAACACCAGCAGGCAGGAGAGGCUGGCGGGGCUGAAGGACGUGGCCAGCAAGUUGCCCGAGCCCAACCUGCUCCUCCUCAAGCAGCUGCUCACCCUGCUGCACACCAUCAGCAGCAACGCCGGCACCAGCAGGAUGACAGCGGCCAGCCUGGCCAUCUGCGUGGGGCCGAACCUCCUCAGCCCACCGGAGGAGGACACGCUGCCGCUGGACGUCCUGGUGCAGGUGACCGGCAAGGUGACGCAGCUGCUGGAGUUCCUCAUUGUCCACCACGAGGAACUCUUUGAGGAGGAGGAGGCUGGGCUUCCCAGUGCAUCCACCGAGGAGUUGCCAGCACCAGGGGCAGAAGCAGAAGCCUCAGAGGUGCCUCCAGUCACCCUGGAAAGUGAACACCUGAGUAGCACCUCUGAGGAGAGCAGCUUCUUGGAUUUCCUGGAUGAGCUCUGA
Molecule: messenger RNA, 1384 nt
Organism: Columba livia (rock pigeon)
Lineage: Eukaryota; Metazoa; Chordata; Aves; Columbiformes; Columbidae
Product: T-cell activation Rho GTPase-activating protein-like
Exons: 7
Coding region: 428-1384 (318 amino acids)
Biological process (GO): signal transduction
Molecular function (GO): GTPase activator activity
Source: RefSeq, a predicted model, not a curated record